AUGUUCAACGACCCCCAAUCAAAGCGAUCACAUGAAAGUCCUAUGGACUUUGAAUGGUCAGGCCAGGCGCCUGUCGAUCACAACUCCCCUUUUUUGAAGCGACCACAACCGCAAGACGGAUUUGGAUUUGGAUUUGGAUCUGGAUCCAAUACAUCUUUCGGUGGAGCAUCAUCGGCUCCCGCACCUCCGUUUCGUAAUCCCCAAUUCACCACUCCUCGGAAGCCAUUCAACGAAGAUCAAUUCUCGGAAAUGUCUGGUGUCGAGUCGUCGCCCGCAGAUACCGCAGACGAAGACACACCCGAUCCUCCUCGAAGAACCCAGGCGAGCGGGUUGGGUGCUGUGCGUCCGGCUCCCAUAUUCGGAAGAUAUGGCGCUGAAUUCGCGGGUAGCAGUCCUGGAAGGGCAGACCGACGAGGGGGCAAAUUCGGAGCCGGCAUUGCGCAGAAGUUGCGAAAGCGAAAGCGGAUCGAGCGAGAUUCCGACGUACUAAUCAAAGGUUACCACCACGAUGGUGAUAACGAAUCAGAGGACAGUGAGAGCCAACCCAAAAGCAGAGGUCCGAAGUCUUCAAAGCAGAGACCAGUGACACCCCAGCCAGGCUUCUUCGCAUCAAUAUUCGACUACAUUCACAAUCACCCCAAUCUCCCCAACAUCCUUUCCUACUACGCCCACCUCGGCCUCAACGUUUUCAUCGUGUUUAUCACCAUCAUCGGGAUCUGGACCAUGUAUACCACCGUCCAGGCCGAUGUUGAAAAAGCCUCUCAGAAAGAACGAGGGAUUUUGAUGGCCGGUAUCGCAAAGUGCGCCCAAGACUACGUGAUCAACCGGUGCGGUGCCGAUCAGCGUGUACCAGCGCUGGAACACACAUGCAAAGAAUGGGAACUCUGCAUGAAUCGGGAUCCGAAAAGCAUUGGACGGGCGCAGGUCGGCGCGCAAACGUAUGCGCAGAUCUUCAAUAGCUUUAUUGAGCCGAUAAGUUAUAAAGCUAUGAUCUUCGUCGUCAUUAUAGUCGCAGUGUACACUCUGGGAAACAACUACGCCUUUAGCCAACUCCGCUCCAAAAACCAGCACCAUCCCAUGUCUAUGCCACAGCAAAACCCUUACUUCCCUCCUCCGCAAACCCAGCAGCGGUUCCACUGGGGCGCGUUACCGCAGACACCGCAGCACAAUAGUCUCGGCUACGAUUUGUACGGCGCGCAGACGCACCUCCCAAUCAUGCCAAGCCAGACGCCCGGCCCGGGACAGCGCAGUCCGAGUAAGGGAAACCGGAGCCCGAGCAAGGGAUAUCAAGGACAGGAGUCCGAGCAAGGGGAGUAG
Molecule: messenger RNA, 1317 nt
Organism: Drepanopeziza brunnea f. sp. 'multigermtubi' MB_m1
Lineage: Eukaryota; Fungi; Ascomycota; Leotiomycetes; Helotiales; Drepanopezizaceae
Source: RefSeq, a predicted model, not a curated record